This is a messenger RNA of Culicoides brevitarsis, 1094 nucleotides long. Its product is annotated as GTP-binding protein 10 homolog. The transcript has 2 exons. Gene Ontology annotation, molecular function: magnesium ion binding; GTP binding; GTPase activity. NCBI's taxonomy places the organism in Eukaryota, Metazoa, Arthropoda, Insecta, Diptera, Ceratopogonidae. Gene Ontology annotation, cellular component: mitochondrion. The record is from RefSeq and is a predicted model, not a curated record. The coding region runs from base 6 to 1094 and encodes 362 amino acids.
UAAAAAUGGUGUUUAUAUCAAAAUUCCUAUUAAAAGCCUCAAAAAAUGUCUUUUUGGACUCACUUACGCUCCGUUUGAAAGGAGGUCACGGCGGAAAUGGCUUGGGAAGAUACGGCGGAGUCGGCGGGCAAGGCGGAGCAGUUGUUUUCAUCGCAAAAGAAAAGGCAACAUUGCGAAAAAUCCUCAAGAAAUAUCCAAGAGGCGAAAUUCGGGCAGGCGAUGGCGAACACAGCAGCAAAUUACGCAUCAUCGGAAGACGAGGACCUGAUGUCAUGGUCGAAACUCCCGUUGGAGUCACGAUAAUUUCGCCGGAAAACGGAAAAGUUUUCGCCGAAUUGAACGAAGAAAAUGCGACUUUUUUGGGAGCUUAUGGCGGCAGCGGCGGAUGCGUUGCUUCCGAUUGGAUCGGCAAAUACGGGCAAGAUUGGAAAUUGACGUUAGAUUUGAAACUCAUCGCGGAUGUCGGGCUUGUGGGGUUUCCAAAUGCGGGAAAAAGUACUUUUUUGAAGGCAAUUUCGAAAGCAAGCCCGAAAAUUGCUUCGUAUCCAUUCACGACAAUUCAACCGAACAUUGGAAUUAUCAACUAUCCGGAUUAUCGUCAAAUUUCUGUGGCGGAUUUGCCGGGAUUGAUUGAAGGAGCGCACGCGAAUAUUGGGAUGGGACACAAAUUUUUGAAACAUGUCGAACGAACGAAACUCCUUUUGCUCAUUUGUGACAUCAACGGAUUCCAACUGAGUCCAAAACACGCAAGAAGAAGUUGUUUGGAAAAUAUUUUCUCGUUGAUGAAAGAAUUGGAAAUGUACAACGAAACUCUCAUGGAUCGCCCUUCAAUUUUACUCAUCAACAAAAUGGAUACAGAAGGCAGCUCCAAAUCAUACGAAAAGCUCAAAGAUCAACUAAAACACAUCGAAGAGACCGUAAAUGACUGUCCCGAGGAGAUUCGCCCAUCAAAAUUGCUCGAAUUCGACAAAAUUCUCCCGAUGGCGGCGAAACAUCGCGAAGGAAUUGACAAAAUUCUCACGGAAAUUCGUCGCUCGUUAGAUCUUGAAGCGGAACGAAAGUUGCUUGAAUUAGAAAAAGCUUCGGUUAGAUGA